Fundulus heteroclitus (mummichog) is the source of this 4294-nucleotide messenger RNA. RefSeq names its product SUZ12 polycomb repressive complex 2 subunit b (gene suz12b). Bases 280 to 2397 code for a protein of 705 amino acids. The record is from RefSeq and is a predicted model, not a curated record. NCBI's taxonomy places the organism in Eukaryota, Metazoa, Chordata, Actinopteri, Cyprinodontiformes, Fundulidae. Gene Ontology annotation, molecular function: chromatin DNA binding. The transcript has 18 exons. Gene Ontology annotation, cellular component: nucleus; ESC/E(Z) complex.
CUCACUCCGCUCGUCUUUUAUUGGCUGACAACCUACUCUCGCUCUGUUGUUUAGUACAAACCGAGGGGAGCGAUAUUAGCUUACAUUAAGUCGCUCUUCUUCGGUUUGCUUUGUUUUACUUGGCUUUGGCUUGAUAUAUUUUUUGUUACGUGACAGAAGAUUUAAGCGGAGCUUUGGGUGUGAGGACGCUUGUUGAUUUUAAGUGAACCAUGCUAGCCUUGCUAGCUAACUAGCCUCCGUGUCGUUGCCUCCUCUUCAUGGGUUUCGUCUGACUCAUUAAUGCCAUCAGCCAGGAACUCAGGGCACAUCAUGAGCGGGACGAGCUGCAAAGCUAACGGCGCCGUGUACCCCGCCUCAUCCGCGGUGAUGAACUCUGUGAAGAAGCCGAAGAUGGAGCAGAUCCAGGCCGACCAUGAGCUCUUCUUACAGGCCUUUGAAAAACCUACUCAGAUAUACAGAUUCCUCCGUACGAGGAACCUCAUUGCACCCAUAUUUUUGCACAGGACCCUCACCUUCAUGUCGCACAGAAAUAAUCGAACAAAUGGACGGAGGAAAACAUUCAAAGUGGACGAUAUGUUAAAGACGGUAGAGAAAAUGAAGGUAGAGCAAGAUUCUCCAAGCUUGUCUUCACAUCUACAGUUAACGUUCACCGGGUUCUUCCAUAAGGAUGAAAAGCCAUCUCAGAAUUCAGAAAACGAGCAACAUUCUGUGUCUUUAGAGGUGCUACUCGUCAAAGUCUGCCAUAAAAAACGCAAGGAUGUCAGUUGCCCAAUAAAACAAGUGCCUACCGGUAAAAAGCAGGUGCCUUUGAAUCCCGACUCUAAGCAAACCAAGCUGGGCUCCUGCCCCUCUUUACUCGUCCCCAGCAAUGAGUUUGAGCCCAGCAACAGCCACAUGGUGAAGUCCUAUUCGCUCCUCUUCAGGGUGUCGCGCACUGGGAGAAGCGGUCUACUCAACGGGGAGGCCAACGAGAAUAUCGAUGUGAUAGAAACGCCCAGUAGAAAGAAGAGAGGCUCAGCACACAGAGAGGAGGGGGGGACCACAGAGACCUACAUCGCACAGAUGACUGUCUUUGAUAAGAAUCGGAGGCUGCAGCUGCUGGACGGAGAGUACGAGGUGUCGAUGCAAGGGAUGGACGAGAGUCCUGUGAGCAAAAAACGGGCCACGUGGGAAACGAUCCUUGAUGGCAAGAGGAUCCCACCAUUUGAGACGUUUUCUCAGGGACCCACACUGCAGUUUACGCUGCGUUGGACAGGCGACGCCGGCGCAAAGUCCACUGCCCCUGUAGCCAAGCCUCUUGCUACCCGCAACUCAGAAACCACCAGCCCGAUGGAGACCCGGACCAGCCACCACCGUGCAGCCCUUAUAAAGAAACAUGCAUCAGAGAUCAACUCAUGUAGCACACAACUAAAGUCAGUGAAAGAGUCAGUCAGCACAGACACUCAGACGAGGAAAGAGCAGGUCUCCUCUGAGCCGCGGCAGAAGCUCCGUAUAUUUUAUCAGUUCCUGUACAACAACAACACGCGGCAGCAGACCGAGGCCAGAGACGAUCUCCACUGUCCCUGGUGCACUCUGAACUGCAGCAAACUCUACAGCCUGCUCAAACACCUCAAGCUCUCCCACUCGCGUUUCAUUUUCAACUAUGUGCCUCACCCAAAGGGAGCAAGGAUAGACGUGUCGAUCAACGAGUGCUACGAUGGCUCCUACGUGGGCAACCCUCAGGACAUCCACAGCCAGCCGGGCUUUGCUUUCAGCCGAAAUGGUCCAGUCAAGAGAACCCCAGUCACUCACAUACUGGUUUCACGGCCCAAGAGGACCAAACCGAGUCUGUCGGAGUUCUUGGAGUCCGAAGACGGCGAGCUGGAGCAGCAGAGGACGUACGUCAGCGGACACAACCGACUCUACUUCCACAGUGACAGCUGCAUGCCCCUGCGGCCCCAGGAGAUGGACGUGGACAGCGAGGACGAGAGGGACCCAGAGUGGCUCCGAGAGAAGACCGCCACGCAACUGGAUGAGUUCACGGACGUCAAUGAGGGAGAGAAGGAGGUGAUGAAGCUCUGGAACCUGCAUGUCAUGAAGCACGGCUUCAUAGCAGACAACCAGAUGAAUCAAGCCGUCAUGCUUUUCGUCGAGAACCGCGGCGCUCACAUCAUCCGCCGCAACCUCUGCCGCAACUUCCUCCUGCACUUGGUCAGCAUGCACGACUUCAACCUGGUGAGCACGCGCAUCAUCGACCAGACAAUGAAACGCCUGCGAGAGAUUCAAGAGGAGCUGCCGGACACCAAGGAGGAGCAGCAGGACGACACGGUGGGACCGGCCGGAGCCUACAACGGCAGCGUCGUCACAUCCAGCGGAGGGAAGCAGGGCAAGAGGACAAAAAGCGCUCUGACAGACUGAUGUCGGCCUGGACGGACGGGACGAUAACCAACAUGGGGGUUUAUUUUGUUUUCUGGUAAAUCUUGGAACAUUUCCAACCCUUUUGGUGCUUAGAUAGGUUAACAAACAGGUAGUCAGAGGACCUGAGCUGACCAGUCCCAAGGCUAAAACAAGUUUCUGAGACUUGAGAACUGAACCAAAUAUGAACAAUAUGACAGUGAAUCACCCACAUCUACUCAAACCAGGAGUUUGAGGAUGCAAGAUGCAUGCAUCUUGUAAGGGCCACCAUGGUCCCCUAUUAGUUAAUGGGGAAAAUGAACAAACAGCAUCUCCUCACAUGGAACACCUGUUUUUAUUAUGUUGUGGAGGAUUGUAUGAAGGCUACAGGUAGAACUGUACUGGGAACAUUGUCGCCGUUUGUACACAAAUGUAACCAUGUUUAUAACUUUCACUCGAUUUUAUUUUAGCACUUCUUGGUUGUAUUUAGAAAGUUAAAUCAAAACUUUAAAAAAAAAAAUAUUGUGCCACGUCCAAUGUUGAGAAUAGUUUUCCUGCUCUCAUUGGUGAAGAAACUGUCUGAGAGUGCCCUACAGAAAAGAGAAUCUGUAGUAUGACGUUAAUGCCUGAAAUCUGAGAGUCCUGCAAAAGAUGGUGUUGGGAUCCCAGCAUGGUUUAUUGUUGGAUAGUUUGUCAUGACGGUAGUGUUAUAGUAUGAGCUUGGAUCUUGAACAUGCUAAAUUUGGUAAAUCCUAAUUUUUUUUAUUUUUUUUUUUUUUUUUUUUUUAUCACUAGUAUGUGUUUUUGUCGACACGUUUAAGGAAGGACAGGGAAACCAGUGGGAUAUUUUAUUUUUCUUGGAAACCAGCAGCACAUUACUCUCUGUGGCAUGUUCAGCGAGUAGUAUUGACAAUAGCAUACUUGGUUUUCUGAUGUCAGCAUCUGCAGUUUUUCCUAUUUUAUUCCGUUGUUUUACAGAUAUCAGUAGCUGAAAUAAAUAUGUAUUCAUGUAAUCACAUGAACUGUUUUUAGGUGUGUCCUGUUCCUGGUGUAGCUACCGACAAGUUGCAGUUUUUCUCUAAUAGCAGUAGGCUGGUUAUUUUCAUUCUUGGUCCUUAUUAGAUACAGUUUAUGCCAAAGGGAAACAUUUUCACAAGUCUUUUCUUUUAAUUUCAUAAACAUUUUAAAGGGGACAUAUCAUGCGAAAUCCACUUUUUUAGCUCUUAAAUACAUUUUGUUGUAUACUUGGAGUCUCUAAGAGUGCGCAAAGUUUGAGUUUAGUCACUCCAGGUGCUGCGUAGAUAUCUUUAUAUUCUAUUUGGGUCAUAUUAAUAUGCCAUUAUGGUUUCUCUAUUUCGUAUUACGUUUUUUAACAAUAACAUCACAGUAUUUGCUGCGGAGCUGAUAAAACAAGGUCGUUGACUUCCCGCUUACCAGUUUUGCAAAUCCGCCAGUUUUAACCCACACAAUUCAUUACACAGUCUCCUAGUAUACUACAAAAAUGGCCGAACAGGUUGGAGUGGAACGCUCUGCGACCUGGAGGGGGGCGGGGUGUGAAGUGCCUCCUUUAGAUUUAAAGAGACAGCACCAAAACGAUUUGCUCUCCGACGCGCCUCAGAACAUCGGUAUAAAAGGGGAAUGUUGAGCCAAAUUAACAAGGAGUUCAGACCAAAGCAUUGCAGUUCUGUGUUUAUAUAGACCACAACUGAAUGAUUUUACUGUAAAAAGGAAGGACUGAGAAGCAUGAGAUAUCCCCUUUAAUUUUUCAGUACCAACAGUCACUAUUUUAAUCAGCCAACCAACCCUUGUAGUUUUUUUUCUCUACUCACUGUUCGUUCAGGCUGACAUAUUCAUCAAUAUUGUCUAACACAUUGUGAACUUGAGUAUUUUAUAUUUAAAUAAAAUACGUUUGGUCAUUCAA